CCGGAAGUGCACUGCACCAGCAAAAGUUUGGAAAGUUUGUCGUCCUCCAAGUUUAUUUAUUUCAAGCUCAUUUCAUGCAUAACAUGACAGUCGGAACAAAAACAUUGCAACACUCAGUUGAUGAACGAUGUGACAAUCUGCAUUAAAGAUGGGGACCAGUCAAUAUCCCAAAGAGUCGACCCUGAUUGCCUUACGUCAUGUUCACGUCCCGUAUUCUAACAGUGAGGACGACAUAAAUAACUUCCUCCCUCUUAUCAAAGGCGAGAGGCUCCGUUGUCUUACAUCAUACACCGAUGACCGCACGUGGGUCACGACCUCUUGUGGACGUCGAGGCAUCGUUUAUAAUGAGCAUGUAAGCCUGGCAGAUAUAUACAUUGAUGAGGACUACUUUGUUACCGACUUCACUGCCAAGAUGGCUGAAAGGGCACUUCAAGACAAGCCUGCCGGCUCUUACAUGAUACGACCCAACUCGUCAGAUCACAAUAAAGUUGUUAUAAGUGCCACGUUUGAGCAUAUAAAGCACUACAGGUUUCAGAAAAAGGGUGGUGGACUUGAAUAUAUGGAUAAAACAUACAAUUCUCUUUUAAGUUUUGUGAACCUGUGCGCUAAUUCGCAAAUCCUAGAUGGACUGUUGACAAACUGCAUAAAAAGAUCAAAUCUCAAUAUACCUCAGAAAGUCAACCUGGAUUAUGCUGUGAACCAAAGAUUUAUGAGCUUCAGGGUAAUAGCGGGAAGUCUGGCUGUGGGGGUGGAGGAUUUCCAAGGCAUCACGCCGUUCUGUGUGACCAUCGUCAAGGGCAGACAAUACACGAUCUUACGAGCAGCGGGGGACCCUCAGUGGCUGAUAGCACGCGAUGAGGUGACACAAAUGGAAGGCUAUGCUCCAGGCUGCUAUUUGGAAUGCUUCAUUCCGCCCUGGUUUCACGGGAGAAUAGAUCGAGAGAAGGCCACCCAUCUUCUGAACAAGUGCAAUCGUGACGGAACCUUCCUUGUCAAAGAGCGGCUUAAUAAUCCUGGCUGCUAUGCUCUGUCGGUUUGGAACCCUGACUUCAGCAUCACACAUGUGCCUCUAUCUUACCAUAAAGGUAAAGUGACCACAGGAGUGAGUGAGAACCUGCCAAAGUUUGAGUGCAUAUUGUUUAUGGUUAAAUAUUACUGUUCUCAGACACGAUUCUGGACAAUGGAUGGCCAGUGCGUGAGGAUGCUGUUUCCUCUGUCCAGGAAAGAAACGUCUGUUCCAGACGAGAUUCGAACCCUUGACAUGAAGUCGAUCGAAAUGUACUUUAAGGCCCUCAAAGAGGGGAAGGAACAUGUGCGGGACAUUAGACUUAUGGUUAUUGGUCACCAUGGUGCUGGCAAGACAACGCUAACAGAGAGGCUCAUGGGAAAGCCCUUCAAGAACGUUGGGUCCACAAAGGGUAUCGAGGUACACCUGCGCCAGUGUGAGUACAACCUUCAGUCUGGAGAGUGGCUCAGGGCGCGACCGGGCUCGACCGUCAUGGAUGAUAACACUCACUCCCUCAGAUUAAUGCGUGCACUUGAAUCACCGAGUGAAGAACGGACCUCAUUCAUAGAAGAAAUGCGCCAUGACUCGAAAGCCAAUCUAAGCUUAACAAGUUCCAGCACAUCCCGUGACGAAUCCACCAACUCAUUAUCCCCGCAACAAUAUGAAAUGGCACAGGAAUUCCCAGAUACAGGUUGUAAUCAGAGUCAACAAGAAGCCAUGAAAUUUGCAUUGAAUGCAAACGAAGACAAUCUUGUUUCUGACAGUGUGAACAUAAAAGAUCUAAAACUGACUAUAAACAACAACGAUGCCAAAAGCAUUGACAAUGUUUGUAGUACUUUAAGUUUAAAGGAUUAUGAAACACCAGGUAACGAUUGGCAGAAAUCUGAGUACUCUAUAACAAAUGAUGACAUACCUAGAUAUAAGUUUUCCAUAAGCACCAUACGGGCAAUCGAGACAGCUUUUGGAAGAAAGAGGCCUCAAUCUGGCAAAGAUUCGAGAACUGGAUUCAUUUCUAUGUGGGAUUUUGCCGGGCAGUUUUUCUUCUAUGCAACACACCAGGUGUUCCUGACAAUGCGUGCAGUCUACCUGCUGGUGUUCGAUCUCUCAAAGAGCCUUGAUGAGUUUGUUGUGGAUACAGACUUCCCUCUACAGUCCAGCGAAUCACAGGGGAAGACGGUCAAGGACUAUGCAGACUUCUGGUUAUGCUCGAUCCACACAUUCUGUGGCAACGUGCAAGGUCAUCCUCCAGUGAUUCUGGUGGGGACUCACCUCAAUGACGUCGUGUGUCGCGCAGGCCAGACAAGGACCCAGUUUGCUGAGGAAUACUUUGAGAAAUUCAGGAAACUGUUGGAGAACUCACCCAUUGCUGAUCACCUACAACCAGAACAGUUUGCAGUUGAUGGCACACAAACUGAUGACUGUUUUGAGGGUUUAAGGAAAGCCAUAGUAACAGUUGCUAAGAGACAGAAGCAUUGGAACCAGGAGAUACCUUCAAGCUGGUUGCCUCUCGAGCGGGAGUUGAGUAAACUGGGUGCAAAAGAGAAGUUUAUCUCCAUUGAACGGCUUGCUGACAUCAAUAAAGAGAUGGAGGUUCCUAUAACCGACAUGGAGGAGGUCACUCUAUUUCUCAGGUACCACAAUGCAGUGGGUUCACUUAUCUAUCUUGACGAGAUACCGAACACUGUUGUCCUAGACAACCAAUGGAUCAUUAACGCGUUUCGAUGCCUCGUGAUGGCUCGACAGUUCUGCUCGCUGCGUCCUGCUUUGAGACAAAUGUGGAGCCAUUUGCAGGAAACUGCCAGUCUUAAGGACAAACUGAUCGAUGAAAUUUGGGGAGGGGAGGAGGGCGGGGUAUAUUUACGGGACAAGGAUAUCCUGUUGAAAUACAUGGAGAAACUGGAUAUAAUCGCUCGACCAAAGGUUAAAGUAGACGACGGUUCGAAAAUCGAUAUUGACUACUAUUUUGUACCAUGCUUAUUGCGGAUUAAAGGAAACAAAAUAGUGCCAAGUUUCCCGCUGUGUAAGGAGUGGGAAUGCACACCAAACCUGUGUUUUGUGUUUAAGGAGGGUUUCAUGCCACCGAUGGUGUUUCAGCGAAUGCUCGGAGCGUGCCUGUCCCGGUAUACAAUAUUCCGUAAGGGGUCAGAGGAUCAGCUCUACAGCGACUAUGGGGUCUUUCACUUGGACUCGCAACACUGCUUUAUAUUCAAGUUGGAAGACAACGCGAUGAAAGUGAAGGUUGUUAAUCUGGUUGAAAGCCAGGUAAAGGCAGUACUCUGUGAUAAACUUCGCAGAUUUUUGUCCAGUCAGCUGGAAAGUGAACUCUGCAGGUAUCGCCACAACACCUCAUUCACGCUUCAUGUGGAAUGCUUCAGGCCUGAUCACACUCCUAGUGUUCUCAUCAACUGCAAGGAGUUGCUGAAAGAGGGCAGGCUGCCUUGCUACGCCCAUGAGGAAACUCACACCGUUCACGCCAACAUUCUACUCCAGUCCUGGUAUCCUGACUACAUGGAACUGCCGAAAGGGCAAGGGGCGCAUAAAAGCUGGAUAGAUAGCGUUCCUCAGGUGAUACGAAAAAGGGAGGUCACUCUUAAAGACUUGAGUAAGAUUGCGCAAUCCCUGGGCUUCAACUGGGAGUUUGUAAUGAUUGAGCUAGGGGUGUCGCAAGCAACUAUAGACCAGUGCAAGAUGGACCACCGUGACCAGGUAGCUAUGCAGAUAUACCACUGCCUGCUGCGCUGGAAGAACAGUGAAGGCUACAAGGCAAAUAUCGAGACUCUUGUGAAGGCAAUCCAGGCCAAUAGCACGGUGGAAGCGGACUGGGAGGCCAUUAAAAACGUGGCGGACAUGUUUACAGAAAACGGCGGGACUAUUAUGAAUGCAAGGAUGUUGCCUAGUGUUUAGAAAAUAUGUCUGCUAGAUUUAAUUGACCUACUGAUAAGCCAAAAACAUAAAUGUUAGAACUCUUACUCCAGUGUUACUUUCUUUACCAUCUAUGAUAACUUGACCCAAGCAAAGUACCUAUGAAAGUGCUUAGAUGUUUGAUGGCUUGGAUGCUAUUCUGUACUGAAAAUGGAUUCUAAAAUCUUAAUCAUUUAGUCUGCUGGUCAUCCAAUUAUAUUCCCCCUAUAUUCUAAUAGGGACAAUUUUCUUGCUCAAAAAGCAUACAUUUCUUCAGAAUUAUGAUCGUUAGAUGUAAUGAACUCAUAAAUAAUACUGCUACAAAUUUUGUAAAUUCGUUUUCAUUGAGCACAAGAAAAGAAGCUAACUUUUGUAAGGUUCGAUACAAAAAAUGGAUGUAUAUAUUUGUCUACCACUGCAUUGAAGGGAAAAGAAAAUACUACUUAUCCAGUACAAAGUUUUUAAGCUCUUUUGACAUCUUCAUUUUAAGUUAGGAAUGAUUUUGGUUGGUGAAGCAGUGUCGAUUUCUGUUGACAAAUCAUAGAUUUUGGUUGGUGAAGCAGUGUCGAUUUCUGUUGACAAAUCAUAGAUUUUUCUUUCAUAUGCACAUUUUGCAAUCAGUAGCCAUUGGUUUUGAUAUAAAAUUUUACCUUUUGUAAAUUUUUUAAUUUUUUAACCUAGCUCAGGUUUCUCAUCAAUUAUAGCGCCCUCCAUUUUUAACCAGGUUUUCCGAAGGAAAAAACUGGUUAUUAGAUUGGCGAAUGCGGGCGGGCUGGCUGGCUGGCGGGCUGGCUGGCUGGCUGGCGGGCUGGCGGAAUAAGCUUGUACCUAUGUCGUUCAUUGUCAGAUUUUAAAAUCAUUUGGCACAUUUGUUCACCAUCAUUGGACGUUGUGUCGCGCGAAAUAAUUACGUCGAUAUCUCCAAGGUCAAGGUCACACUUUGAGUUCAAAGGUCAAAAAUGGCCAUAAAUGAGCUUGUCCUGGCCAUAACUAUGUCAUUCAUUGUGAGAUUUUAAAAUCAUUUGGCACAUUUGUUCACCAUCAUGGGACGGUGUGUCCCACGAAAGAAUCACGUCAAUAUCUCCAAUGUCAAGGUCGCCACGACUAAAAAUAGAUUUAAAAAAAAAAAAAAAACUUACAAAGGGGGUUAAUUUUUUUGGGUCAUUUCAAAAGUUCAGUUUGAGUUUUCUCCCUUUAUCAGAUUUUUUUUUCACAAUGAAAACCUGGUUUUGUGACAAUUUUGUCCCUUGUUCUCCAUUAUUUUGCUUUUAUCAUAAUUUGGUUGACAACCAAUUAGCCUCUAAUGGUCUUCUAGAACCAGAUUUAAAAAAAAAUCAAUAUCUUCUUGCUCUUUUAAUAAUUGUAUUCGAACUGGUGGUGAAAUAUUAAAUUUGCUAUUUCAUGGGUUUUUGCAAAAGCUUUUUGCAUAUUGUCGGUAAAUCAAGUAAAUAGCAAAAUGUGACAUUUGUACGUCUCCAUCAACGCUCUUUGACAGCAUAAAGGGUUGAUAUGACAAUCUUGUGACAAAAAACAGCGAGACAUGAAAUACUUUCAGCUUGCUAAGGUUACAUCAAAAUGCUGUUAGUAAAUGUAUUUAAAUUAUAUAAAUAUGUUUAUACAUCACUUCAUUAUAUAAUAUAUAUGUUUCAAAUGUUUAUGGAAACAUGGCCAACAUUUGAGUCGCUUUCUGAGAAAACUGGGCAUAAUGCAUGUGCGUAAAUUGUUGUCCCUGAUUAGCCUGUGCAGUUCGCACAGGCUAAUCAGGGACGACUCUUACAGCUAUUAUGAUAUUUUCUGUUUAAAGAAAGUCUCUUAUUAGCAAAAAUCUAGUUUAGACGGAAAGUGUUGUCCCUGAUUUGCCUGUACGGACUUCACAGGCUUAUCUGUGACGAAACUUUAUGCACAUGCAUUAAGCCCAAUUUUAUCUGAACAAGACACAUAUGAUGAUUUACAUAGAUUCUCUGUAAAUAAACGUGUACCUGCUAUUGUGGGCAUGUAACCUUUGUAAUGCAAUAGCCUAUGUUUUUGUGUCAUAAUGAAUAUAUUUUUUAUCUUGUACAUCGGUGAGUUCAUAGUGUUCAUUCUAAGUUGCUCAUAAAUAGUUUAAUCAUGCCCAAGGAAAGCAAAGAGGGCUUCCAUUGUUUGAAAAACCGGUGUUAUAGUAGUUCCAAUAUUCUAACAUUUAUAUUUUUUAUUGUGUCUUCCCCAAUCAACAUUUAAUGCAUAUUAUUCUGUUGAAAAAGUGAUUUUAACACUUGAAAAGUCUAUGUUGUUUUCAACAUUGUUGGGCAUGAAUCGUAACAAUCAUUUUACCAAUGCAUGACUCCAGUGAGUAAAUUAAGAAAAAAUUAUAAUGGACUGUGUAUAAAUAGUAAGGUGAAUAAUUGUUGAAGUUUUCACUCUUAACCCUUUACCACUUACCGGUAGAUACAUAUUUUUACGCUUAUGUAGUCCCUCUGAAACUAAAUUUUAAUUAAAGACCUUUUUAGUUUUAAAGGUGUCAUUUCCAACCCUUAGAUACUGAUGAGAAGCAAACAGCAUAAAACCUGAACUGACUGUGAGUUACUCACAGGCUGAUCUGGCUUUAUGCUGUUUGCACAUAGCUAUUUUCACUUGGCUUAUGAGAGGGAAAGGGUUAAAUUGUUUUCUGUUUCAGUAUAUUUGUGUUUUGGUUAUUUUUUUAUUUAUAAUGAUAGAUUUGAAAUGUAUGUUCAUGUUGAAUGUGAUUGUUGUGCAACUUUUUUGGGUAUUUUUAUUUUUACAUUUGAUGUGAAAUGUUUCAGUUUUUAACCAGGUUUUCCGAAGGAAAAAACUGGUUAUUAGAUUGGCGAAUGCGGGCGGGCUGGCUGGCGGGCGGGAGGAACAAGCUUGUCCGGGCCAUAACUAUGUCGUUCAUUGUCAGAUUUUAAAAUCAUUUGGCACAUUUGUUCACCAUCAUUGGACGGUGUGUGGCGCGAAAUAAUUACGUCGAUAUCUCCAAGGUCAAGGUCACACUUUGAGUUCAAAGGUCAAAAAUGGCCAUAAAUGAGCUUGUCCUGGCCAUAACUAUGUCAUUCAUUGUGAGAUUUUAAAAUCAUUUGGCACAUUUGUUCACCAUCAUGGGACGGUGUGUCGCACGAAAGAAUCACGUCAAUAUCUCCAAUGUCAAGGUCGCUACGACUAAAAAUAGAUUUUUUUUUAAAACAAACUUACAAAGGGGGUUAAUUUUGUUUGUUCAUUUCAAAAGUUCAGUUUGAGUUUUCUCCCUUUAUCAGAUUUUUUUUUUCACAAUGAAAACCUGGUUUUGUGACAAUUUUGUCCCUUGUUUGUUCUUGUGCUCUUGUUUAUUUGUAAGCUAAGUGUGCCAGCUCAUUGUUUUAUUUUGGUACUGAAGCUGUAAAAAUGACAUAAAUGUAUAUAGGAAAGUGCUUCAUCUGGGAACAUUGUCUUUAUUGUUCCAUGGGGAAGUCUUCAAGAUUUAUCUGUUGUAUUUCCAAGGAAUUUUGUGCUUUACUGAAUAUUUGAAUCAAAUAUUUUGUACAAUCACUUACUUGCAUUUCUAUUAUUGGCAUUAAGAUUUGGUUUUUGAAUGUGUUGAAUACAUAGUAAUUUUGUUAGUGGUAUUUGCUAUAAGCAAAAUGUACUUAGCUUCAAGCUUUUGCUUCUAAGUGUCAUUCCACGAUACUAAACCAAACUAUAGUGCUUACUUGAGGUAUGUGUGGGUGAUUCCUCCACCUUUCAGCUGAUUUCCUCCCUUUCAAUGUCCAAAUGAUUUUAAAAUAGUUAUCAAUUUUUAUGGCUCUGUAUAGCAAUGAAGAGAUUUGAUGAAUCAUGUAAGGGGGUGUGACUUUUUCCUCCCCAGGGGUGUUUUUUAAAUCACAUCCUUGAAUUAAUAGUUGUAUUAGCUGAUACAUUUUGGUGUGCUAAUUGUGCUAUGAUGUGUUCUAUUGGAAAAUAGAGCCGUACUCUGUGAAAAGGGGGUUUAAUGCAUGAGCAUAAAGUCCCUUCCCAGACUGGACCGUGCAGUCUGCACAGGCAAAUCAGGGACGACACUUUCUGCCUUAACUUGAUUAUUGCUAAGUAGAGACUUUCUUUAUAAAUAUAAAGCGAUGUGUCGUCCAUGAUAAGCCUGCGCCGGCUAAUCAGGGAUAACACUUUGUGCACAUUCAUUUAACCUGUUUUUCACAGAGCACAGCCCAUAUUUUUGUAUUCCAUGACAUAUUCGAUCAUGGAAGCCAUUGUACUGUUUAUUUAUAGCAUGACAUUUUGUAUUAUGACAUAGUCAUAUCAGAAAAAUAGUCUACUAAUUGAUUUUUCGUGCUCUCUGUAUUAGAUAGAACAAUUAUUCUUACUAAAGGGUGACUAUAAUUAUGCCAACAUACUUCAAGUAUAAACAUUUGUCUAGCUCUUUUUAUUGCAGUAUGUAAAACAUACUAUAUUUUGUUAUAGGCUUUUCUCUGAAGGGUAUUAUAAGUGAUAUUCUAGUUAAUAUUGUUAUUGGUGCUAUUUGCUGUGAGAUCUCUAGAAUAUAACACACUAUUUGCCUCUAUGACUUUACAUAGGCGUUAAGCUUAUCUGUAACUCAUUUCAGUAAAUCUAAUUUAUAGACAGCCAAAUUGCUUUGUGAUUUGUUUAUUUUUAGCUCACCUAAUGAAGGUGAGCGUUUUGUGAUUGCUUUUUGUCCAUUGUUAGUGGCCAACGUUGGCUUGUGAACACUCUAAAGGACUUGUUUUAUUACCCAAUUUUUAUGAAAUUUCGUUUUAACAUUUGUCCCAAUGAUAUCUCUGCCAAAUAUGAUAUGUCAUAUUUAAGAAAAAGUCUGUGAAGGCCACAUUUAUUGCAUAGACUUAAUGAAAGUUUGUCGGAACAUUUGUCUGAAUUAUAACUCUGCCAAGUUUGAAACUGGGUCACAUAGGGUCAAAAAAAGGUCACAAGGUCAAAGAUGUCGGAAAAGCUGGUGAAGACUCUAUAGAGUGCAUAUCAAUUACCCAAACUUUAUGAAAGUUGGCAGAAGGUAUGAUAUAUGAUACACUGAGGUCAAAUGGGGUAAAAAACUAGGCCUUUAUUUUAAAAGAAAAAGUUUGUGAAUACUUCAGAGGCCACAUUUAUUGUCCAAUCUUGAUAAAACUUGGUCAGAAGAUUUGUCCAAAUCAUGUUCUCUCAAGAACAAGCUUGUGGAUUUUCUAAAAGUCACAUUUGUUUCCACAAUAAUCAUGAAACAAAUGUUGGGUCAGUUUUCCAUAAAAGUCUAGUGUGAAAGCACAUGGACACUAUCUGCUCCGAAAAGUUUAGUUCCUUGAGGUCUCAGGUGAGUGCCUUUCUUUGGUGCUCUUGUUUUGUUGAACAAUAUGAAAGAUGAUCUCUAAUUGCUCGUUUCAUCUCAUCACUUUCUGAUCAUUCUGUGCUAGUCAAUUUACAAGAAAUGUAAAGCUCAUGGCUCCUUUUGUCUCUUAUCACCCAAAAUGAAUCAAUUCUUGAGACCACAUGUGGAAUGCAAACUUCAUUUGUGAUUCACAAGAUUCGAAGAUGCCUGUUUAAUUUCUUGUGAUACCCGCAUUGUCAUAUGUCUUAGCUAGUCAUGAAGUGACAUUUCAUGUAAUAAAUUCCCUCUUGAUGCAUCAUAUUAAGGUUGACCACAUAACUGCUGUAACUGCUUCAUAAUUUUUUAGCAGUUACAAUAUUUUAACCCUUGACCCCUAAAUGUACGAUAAACCAUGAUAUUUAACUGCCUAUCAAAAUCAGAUAACCCUUAAUAAACUUUUCCCAUCAGAAGCCAAAGUGAAAAUGGCUUUUGCAACCAGCAGUCUGUUCAGGUCUUAUGCUGUUUGCUGCUCAUCAGUAUCAAAGGGUUUAAAACUCGAUUCUAUUAAAGAAGAUUUUAAAUUUAAUUAUAUUUUCUAAGGGACUACAUACGCGUCAAGGUGCGUUUAUAAGGGGUAAAGGGAUAUAAUAACACUCUAGGAUAAGUGGAAACAGAUCUGUUACCUGAUUGGUGGGGAGCUGACUUAUACAUUAAGUUAUAGUAAAAGACAAUAAUGGAGUAGAAGCAAUAUUGUCACAAUGAGUACUUUUUCACUCAAUAGGGGCUCUAAUUGCUGAAUAGUCACAUGUCUGUGCCAUCCCAGUGCCCUGUAAAUAGUGUUUGUGCUUUUAUCAUCAUUGUGAUAAGUAAAAUCAUAAGUAACAGUAGAAGUAGAAGUAUAACCAUUAUUAUUAAUUAUUAUUAUUAUUUAAGACUUGUUUUGUUUAUUUAAUUAAGAUUAUUUUUAUUUAACUUCUGAGGCAUUCUUGUACUGGUGUGGUUUCAUUAGUUGGGCAUUUGGAAUGGUCUUAUGUUUACUAUAUGUUAACAUGUUAAACAAUUGACCAUUAGUUAAUUAUUAACGUAUAAGAGAUUUAGUAAUCCUCGGUGAAUGGAUCUAUGUUAGAUUGGACAAAGUAUUAAAUAGUUCCUACAUAAUUUAUCUUUAUAGAAAAGAUUAUUCAAGUGCUGAAAUAUACACUGGUCUCCUGAGUUUUGCCAUGAUAAAUACAGUUAGAAUUGUGAAUCAUGAUAAAUACAGUUAGAAUUGUGAACCAUUUUGGCCUUGACGCAUACUAAUACAGUUAGAAUUGUGAACCAUUUUGGCCUUGACGCAUACUGCUGUCACAUGUUAAGUUUCUGGCAGUUUUUUAAUCCUUGUUAUGAAAUUGAUCAAAUCGGAUAAUUUCUUCCUUGUUUGAGUUUGAGUUACAAUAAUUUGCUGCUAGUUGAGUAAUUAGAUGACCCACCAAAUUCCAAGAUGGGUUUUAUGCCAUGUGUCUGGCCCAUCAGUGCAGUCUGAUCUGGAGCUUCCCUGACCACGAAACCUAGCCUGACUCAAUAGAGUACAACAUAGCUCCUUACCGGACUGUGUGAUAUCACAGGCUGGUGUGAAGCUGCUCUGACCACGAAACCUAGCAUGACUCAAUAGAGUACAACAUAGCUCCUUACUGGACUGUGUGAUAUCACUGUAGGCUGGUGUGAAGCUGCUCUGACCACGAAACCUAGCAUGACUCAAUAGAGUACAACAUAGCUCCUUACUGGACUGUGUGAUAUCACAGGCUGGUGUGAAGCUGCUCUGACCACGAAAAUUAGCAUGACUCAAUAGAGUACAACAUAGCUCCUUACUGGACUGUGUGAAAUCACUGUAGGCUGGUGUGAAGCUGCUCUGACCACCAAACCUAGCAUGACUCAAUAAAGUACAACAUAGCUCCUUACCGGACUGUGUGAUAUCACAGGCUGGUGUGAAGCUGCUCUGACCACGAAACCUAGCAUGACUCAAUAGAGUACAACAUAGCUCCUUACUGGACUGUGUGAUAUCACAGGCUGGUGUGAAGCUGCUCUGACCACGAAACCUAGCAUGACUCAAUAGAGUACAACAUAGCUCCUUACUGGACUGUGUGAUAUCACAGGCUGGUGUGAAGCUGCUGUGGCCAAAUGCAUUUGGAAUAAGACCCAUUUUCGUUUGGUGGGCGUCAUAUAAUGAAUUAUGGUAAUAAAAAACAUGUCACGAGCUGCAGCUAAUAUCAUCCUCAAUGUAUAAAUGAGCUGCGCUCUGCGAAAAGAGGGCUUAAUGCAUGUGCGUAGUGUAGUCCAAGAUUAGCCUUAACUAGAAUUUUGCUUAAAAUAGACUUUCUUCAAAUGAAAAAUAUCUUAAAAGCCGAAAGUGUCAACCCUGAUUAGCCUGUGCAGACUGCACAGGCUAAUCUGUGAUGAUACUUUACGCACAUGCAUUAAACCCCCUUUUCACAGAGGACGGUCCUUAUUUAAUUAUAUAUAUUAUUUUUUGUCUUGUCAUUCUUUUGUUUUGCUUUGAUCUCAAAAAGUUACUGUUUAAGUUUUCAUCUUUAUUGCUUUAAUUUUUUUUUCACUUUAAAUAUUUUACUUUUCUCAUGGAUAUGUCGUGAUAAAAUGAACAUGAUAAUUCCCAUAAAUGCAUUUUUGGAAGCAUUUUUAUGUCAUAGUUUCCCAGCAUUGUAGAAUCUUUGCCAUGACAUUAAAUCUAAUAAUAGCUUUUACAAGUUCAAUAUUGGUUCAUGUGUGAUCAAAAACUAUGUCACCAUGCCAAAUCGAAUCAUAGCUUGGACAAGUUCAAUAUUGGUUCAUGGGGGGUCAAGAACUUUGUCACGAUGCCAAAUCUAAUAAUAGCUUGGACAAGUUCAAAAUUGGUUCAUAUGGGGUCAAAACUAUGUCACCAUGCCAAAUCUAAUAAUAGCUUGGACAAGUUCAAUAUUGGUUCAUGUGUGAUCAAAAACUAUGUCACCAUGCCAAAUCGAAUCAUAGCUUGGACAAGUUCAAUAUUGCUUCAUGUGGGGUCAAGAACUUUGUCACCAUGCCAAAUCUAAUAAUAGCUUGGACAAGUUCAAUAUUGGAUCAUGUGGGGUCAAAACUAUGUCACCAUGCCAAAUCUAAUAAUAGCUUGGACAAGUUCAAUAUUGGUUCGUGUGGGGUCAAAACUAUGUCACCAUGCCAAAUCUAAUAAUAGCUUGGACAAGUUCAAUAUUGGUUCGUGUGGGGUCAAGAACUAUGUCACCAUGCCAAGUUGAAAAAAAAAAGUAUGCCACUUGCUCAAAACAUUUUUUCUCAAUUAUAUAAGAUGGCUGGACAAACUGGUUAAUGUGAUUUAAACUCUAGUUAACCAUAACCCUGCUCUUUCUUAAAGAAGAGUAGUUGUUCUUUGUUUUCUGAAGAUUGUACCAUACGUCAUGGUAUUUGCACUUUUCCAUAACCACAAUUUAUUUGGCGAGGUAUAUCAAUUCAAAGAAUUAGCUUGUUUUAUUAAAUUGAAUGUUGUGUUGAAUAAAAUUCCUGUGAAAUCUAUACAGAUGCCUAACUGAUGCCUAAUUGAUGCCUAAUGAAACUCGCUUAAUGCCUCACGUGAGCUACCUAGGGCGUCUCAACUUUCAACUUUGUGUGAUUUGUCAUAUUAUAUACUACAUGCAUUUAUUAUUAACCCUUUGCAUGCUGGGAAAUUUGUCGUCUGCUAAAAUGUUGUCUGCUGAAUUUCUAAAAUUAGCAUUUUCUUUGAUUUUUUUCAAAGAAUUAUCAGAAUAGCAAACAGUUUGGAUCCUGAUGAGACGCCACAUACUGUGGCAUCUCAUCAGGAUCCAAACUGUUUUCAAAGGCCUUCAAAAUUCGGUUCCAGCACUGAAAGGGUUAACUGAACAUCAUUUCGCUACUUUAGAAACGGCAUAAAAGGUGCAAGCUUUAUCAAAGCAUUAUUAACAGUAACUUAGAUGUUUUAUUUAUGUUUUGUUUUCGUUUGUUUGUCGAUCUUGUAAAUUGUAUUGCUAUUAAAAUAGCUUUCUUCAAACGUUGGAUAAUUGGAUACUAGUAAUUGAUAAUUUCAGAGAAAAAUUUUAUUUUUACUGAGACAAGCUUAAGAUAUGAGUGUCUUAAUUAUAAACAAGCGAUUUACGUAAUUCUAUGACAUUCUUGAUGAGUUAUGAUUAUGGAAGUUAUGACUAUGGAUGUUUUCUAAUGAACUAAAUUACAAGAAUGUGCUAUUUUGACAUUAUUUGUUUUAUGAAAUAUUUUUGGUAACUUUGCACUGUAAAUGCAAAUACAAAUUCUUUGAUGAAAGGAACAAGUGUCAUGAAAUCUUUUAAUUACUCUUGUGGUAUUGCAUAAGUAAUUGCAAAACAAAAAGCAGGUCAUGUCCAUUUUUGUCAAUGGUUUUUCUUUAUUUUUAGAUUCAUAAUAAUGCUUCAUGUCUAACUGCAGUUUGCAAAGAGUAUAAUUAGAUUCCAGAAAUAUUUUUAGCAUGUUAUUAUCUAAUGCCACUUGUGUAAAUAUGUUUUGAAGCAUCCGUCUGAUGAUCUUCAUAUUUAAGUACCCAAUCUAUUCUUCCCGUGACAAGACACGAACUCAAUAACAAUGCCGGAUAUAUCAGCUUAUGUAAGACGCGCAUACAAAUGUGGGCUUUAGCCUACAAAAUCGUAGGCUAAAUAUUGUUAGUACAAUAUGUUUAAGUGGUCAUCUAAACCAUAUGCACAAUUUUUGUUGGUUUGUCAAUCUAAAGCCACAGUAAAUGGCAAAACAUUUCAAAUCAACAUAGCUUAAAAAACACACAACUUCUUGCAAAAGCUUAUGGUGUAAAUUUUUCUUAAUUAAGAAAAUCUUAUGUUACUUUCAUUAGCUUUGCAUUAACGGAAUAUAUGGGCUGUGCUCCAUGAAAAGGGGUUUUAAUGCAUGUGCUUAACGUGUCGUCCCAGAUUAGCGUGUGUAGUCGACGACACUUGCCGCUUUUAUAAUAUUUUUCGUUAAAAGAAAGUUGUUUCUUAGCGAAAUUCCAGUUCAGGCAGAAAGUGUUUUCCCUAAAUAGCCUAUGUGGACUGCACAGGCUAAUCUGGGACGACACUUUACGCACAUGCAUUAAACCCCUUUUUCACAGAGUGCUGCUCAACUAAUAACAUACCAGCUUAUUUACUUCAGACACAUUAUCCAUUUUCCCAUUCAGCAAAUAGACGGUUCAAUGCUCCAUCAAUAUUAUUCGAUUAAGUUUCAGCUCACUUGAGAACUAUUUGGUGGCGUCCGUUGUGGCGUGUCACCUGUCUUAUUUCGUGUUCUUUUUUACUCUUUGAAACUCUUAAGGCCACAAUUGUCACCAAGUCUUGAUGAAACUUGCUCACAAUGUUUAUAUUGACAGAAUCUAUAUGAAUGAAAAUCAGUGUAACAUGCGUCCACAACUAGGUCAUCAGACUAAAUCUUAGAAGAACCUUGCUAUCACUCUACAGGCCAUGUGUCUGACUAAUUCUUGAUAAAAACAUGUUAAGAAUGUUUCAAUAGAUAAUAUCAAGACAAUAUCCAGACCAAGUUCCAAUUGGGGCCAUGUUUGUAAAAAAUAGGUGACGAGUAAAAAUCUAAAAAAAAAAACAUGUAGCUUUUUUUAACACUUGAUGCACCAUUUUCUUCUUUUCUUAACCCAUUUAUGCCUGGCGUCUAGAAAAAAGGCCUUGACAAACAGCGUAGACCCAGAUGAGACGCCGCAUUAUGCGGCGUCUCAUCAGGGUCUGCGCUGUUCGCUUAAUGGAAUUUAUGUAAGAAAUAUUCUAAAUAUAGAAAUACAUGUACUAGACAUCCCUCAUUUUGGAAAUAAAUUGAUCCAAUUUAGAAGGAUGGGAGAGUCCACUAGGUAUAAAUGGGUUAAUGAGACUUGCUCAGAAUGUUUACCUUUACAAACUCUUGGCCGUGUUUGAAUCAGGCGUCCACAAACUAGGUGAACAGAUCAAGUGCGCCUAAACACUUGGUCAUCAGAUCAAAUCUUGUCUAUUCUAGGAACAUAUUUCCAUUGUCACUGCAAUACAUGCUUUCAUAUAUUGUAAAUAUAUCACGUAUAUGACGGUAUAUCUAUACAUCGAUCAGCUUUUUAUAAGAGCAGACAGAAACCGGUGUUACCUUAUCAGCCAAUAUAGUAUUGUCUCCUGUUGAUGGUCUCUUCACAGUCCUAUGUAUUGUCUUAAAGUGGAAUACAUGUUGGUACCUGUUUUGCCUUUCUAAACCAAUAUCUUAGUGUCUCUUAUUGGUGACAUCGCUUAUAGUUCAGAGUUGCCUUUCUCAAUCAAUAUCAAAUUGUCUGCUAUAUGCAAUCCCUAACUAUCCAAAUUUGCUUCUGCCCUAUUAGUUGGGCUUUCUUUCGAGGGUUGAUGGUUUUACGGUCCGAAAUUAAACCAAAAUGUUUCUGUAUGUUACAAUUUGCUGAGUAUAAGAUGUGUGUGUGUUAUAGUUUUGUUAUGCAAGUACUAUACUACUCAAAAUUUGUUAAGGAUCACUUUUUAUGUCCCCCACUAUAGUAGUGGGGGACAUAUUGUUUUUGCCCUGUCUGUUGGUCUGUCUGUUGGUCUGUCUGUUUGCGCCAACUUUAACAUUUUGCAAUAACUUUUGCUAUAUUGAAGAUAGCAACUUCAUAUUUGGCAUGCAUGUGUAUCUCAUGAAGCUGCACAUUUUGAGUGGUGAAAGGUCAAGGUCAUCCUUCAAGGUCAGAGGUCAAAUAUAUGUGGCCAAAAUCGCUCAUUUUAUGAAUACUUUUGCAAUAUUGAAGAUAGCAACUUGAUAUUUGGCAUGCAUGUGUAUCUCAUGGAGCUGCACAUUUUGAGUGGUGAAAGGUCAAGGUCAUCCUUCAAGGUCAGAGGUCAUAUAUAUAUAUGUGGCCCAAAUCGCUUAUUUUAUAAAUACUUUUGCAAUAUUGAAGAUAGCAACUUGAUAUUUGGCAUGCAUGUGCAUCUCAUGGAGCUGCACAUUUUGAGUGGUGAAAGGUCAAGGUCAUCCUUCAAGGUCAGAAGUCAAAUAUAUGUGGCCCAAAUCACUUAUUUAAUGAAUUCUUUUGCAAUAUUGAAGUUAGCAACUUGAUAUUUGGCAUGCAUGUGUAUCUCAUAGAGCUGCACAUUUUGAGUGGUGAAAGGUCAAGGUCAAGGCCAUCCUUCACAAGGUCAAGGUCAUCUACAAGGUCAAACGUCGUAUAGGGGGACAUUGUGUUUCACAAACACAUCUUGUUAUAGUAUGUGUAAUUUGAAAUUCACCCCUAGCUAGAUUCAACCAGCGUCAUGCAUCAAUGAUAAAUCAAUGCAUAAAAAUAAAAUAAAAAUCACACACUCUAAUAUCAAAACCUGCAAAAUAGCAAUUUAAAUUAAAUAAAAUUAAAUUGAAGAUAAUGUGAAAAUAAAAAGUGAUCCUUAGCAAAUUUUGAGUAGUAUAUAAUGUAAAACGGUUGUUCCUAUAAAAGUAUGAAAGCUUUGUGAGUGAAUGAUAAAUGUGUUGCAUUUGGUAAAGUGGCGUAUUAUUGGAAUAAUGUGUUACUGCUUUGUUCUAUUCGAGUGCCACAUUGUAUGUGCCUUGAAAUGUAUUUUUGAUAUUUUUACAGAUUGUUCAUGACAAUCGUGUUUCAGUCAUAUAAAUGAUAUAUUCUACUUU
This is a messenger RNA of Dreissena polymorpha, 16817 nucleotides long. RefSeq lists its product as uncharacterized. Lineage: Eukaryota; Metazoa; Mollusca; Bivalvia; Myida; Dreissenidae. The record is from RefSeq and is a predicted model, not a curated record. Gene Ontology annotation, molecular function: protein binding. The transcript has 15 exons. Gene Ontology annotation, biological process: signal transduction. Bases 149 to 3910 code for a protein of 1253 amino acids.